Molecule: messenger RNA, 967 nt
Organism: Phytophthora nicotianae INRA-310
Lineage: Eukaryota; Oomycota; Peronosporomycetes; Peronosporales; Peronosporaceae
Exons: 2
Coding region: 90-542 (150 amino acids)
Source: RefSeq, a predicted model, not a curated record
AGUAGUGUAUGCUUAUCUCGGAUUUCACACUCAAUUUGCCAUUCGCCACGAUCCUCACAAACGUAAAUCGUUACCAGUAAAACAGCGCUAUGAUGUCUUCCGAGGAGUACGAGGUCCUAUACACAAUGCGCUCCGAACUCGCCAAGAAGGGGAUCAGCCCAGGUGUAUUUGGUGCCCCAGGACAAUUCGGUCCGGGGAGUUGUGGUGGUCCCGGGCCUUGGGGUUUUAGAACUUGGGGAUUUGGUCCUGGUUCUUGGGCAUUUGAUGGCCCUGGACACUUUGGUCAUGGUGGACGACGUGGCGGCUCUCUGGGCUGGAUGAAGGACGUCACCUCAGCUGAGAUGGGUGUGCUUAUGAAAUACAGAGAGAAAGGAAGAAAACAUGCAGCUCUCGGUGGAAUCAUCGGGGCGUCAGCGAUGGCAGGCGUCUGGAAAGUGACCGCGCUGGGCAGUGUAUUGGGGUUUGCUGGAAUGAUUGGUACAAUAAGUGUACUUUGCUCGGGUGGAUGUCUACAGCGUCUUACGCUAUCCAUCGAUCGUUGAUUCUUGCAGUGGGUGGAGCUAUCGGCGCCAGGGUCUCGGUUCGCACCAGCGGCAUUCGCCAAGAGAUGAUGACCGAGAUGAUAAAACUUCCUAGCGAGAGGUCACCGCGGGCAGCUCAAGCGAGAGAGAUGUACGUGUUCCUCAAGACUUGGUACGAUGGCAUAGUACAGUUGACAUUUCUGCGUAUGUGUAUGUGCUUAUAGCCUCAGAACGAAGCUGUCGCACAACGCUUUCGCACAGGAGCUUCUCAAUGGGUCGGAACCAUGAGAUUCGUGCCCGUGGGGCUACGUGAUAACAUAACAAACCUGCUUUUGAAACCGCGGCUACGAACGGAUAGUAGUAACGAAAUCUUUUUGUUGUUGUUAGAGAACCAUUGCCGAGUUCAUUAACCAGAGUUAUAUACAAAAUCAUUUCGCUAAGACAUA